UAAACGAAAUGAAAUCUACUACAAUUGCUGCCCAGAACCUUAUAUUGACAUAACAUUCGCCAUAUUAAUACGACGAAAAACGUUGUAUUAUUUUUUCAAUCUGAUUGUGCCGUGCGUAUUGAUUGCGUCUAUGGCACUUUUAGGGUUCACACUGCCUCCUGACUCUGGUGAAAAAUUAUCACUGGGAGUAACUAUUUUACUGUCACUAACAGUCUUCCUUAACAUGGUGGCCGAAACAAUGCCAGCAACUUCGGACGCAGUUCCAUUACUUGGAACUUAUUUCAAUUGCAUUAUGUUUAUGGUGGCCUCAUCAGUUGUGUCAACCAUACUUAUCCUCAAUUAUCAUCAUAGAAAUCCAGAUACGCAUGAAAUGAGUGAAUGGAUAAGAGUAAUAUUCCUUUAUUGGUUACCUUGCAUAUUGCGCAUGCAAAGGCCAGGACAAGUUGGCUAUGAAUGCCCUCCGCCGCCUUCGGCAUCAAGUACUGAUGACAAAAAACAACAUAUACAAAAUGUCGAACUUAAAGAAAGAUCUUCUAAGUCGCUUUUGGCCAACGUAUUAGAUAUUGAUGAUGAUUUCCGUGGCAACCACCGAUGUGGCAAUGCUUCAUUUCUUCACCAGCCUACAUAUUACAGGGCAAUGUACAGGCAUGAUGAUGAUCCCAGUGUUGGUCCAGUGGGACAUGAUACGCCUGUUGCUGAUUCUCGUAUACACGAAGAACUUUCACACAACUGCCUAAAUUCCUCAGUAGAGUACGAGCUGGCACUGAUUCUUAAGGAGUUGCGAUGGAUAACAGAUCAGCUUAAAAAGGAAGACGAAACAGGCGACAUUACACGGGAUUGGAAAUUUGCAGCUAUGGUCGUCGAUCGAUUAUGUCUUAUAAUAUUUACAUUGUUUACUAUUAUAGCGACCUUAGCAGUACUAUUUUCAGCUCCACAUUUCAUUUUUCCAUAAAGAGACGAAUUUAUUAUAAGGACUUAUUAUUAGGUUUUUGAGAUGUAAUUUCUUAAUUAAUUAUGCAUUAAAAUUAAAUUUAAAUAAAAAUUACGUUGCAAAUAAAUAG
Messenger RNA from Drosophila ananassae, 1061 nucleotides. Its product is annotated as neuronal acetylcholine receptor subunit alpha-7. Lineage: Eukaryota; Metazoa; Arthropoda; Insecta; Diptera; Drosophilidae. Gene Ontology annotation, cellular component: membrane; synapse; neuron projection. Gene Ontology annotation, molecular function: monoatomic ion channel activity; neurotransmitter receptor activity; transmembrane signaling receptor activity. The transcript is spliced from 8 exons. The record is from RefSeq and is a predicted model, not a curated record. The coding region runs from base 131 to 952 and encodes 273 amino acids. Gene Ontology annotation, biological process: chemical synaptic transmission; regulation of membrane potential; nervous system process.